UGACGUCACCACUGGUGUGACGGGGGCGUGUUGGGAUGACAAUCCUGUUAUUUUGCUAGUUUCUUCUGUCUGGAAUACCUAGCUUCUGAUUUGUUACGAUAAGUGUGUGGGUUUGACGCAGUUGAGCAGACAUUGCAGCCUAAUGCUAACUGCAAUUUAUUUACAAUCAUUCGCGGCAACUGUUUCUUUCUUUUUUUAUUUUGUUUUAGCUUAGCCGAACAACGACGCUAGUUAGCUAGCAGAGGAUAGCACGGAGUUAACGGUCAGUGACGAUUUCUGCCUUUCUUUAGACCUCGCAGCUUUUUAAGGAGGCGUUACCAGCUUUUGCAAAAACAUAACUACUCUAUUAGUGGAGGGCUGCCAUUAAGGAUGUCGCUAGCAGAGGAAGUCGCCCGGGACGAGUUGCCCUGAGCGCUGACCCAGUCUUUCAGAUGAGUUGCUAUAGCCAAAAUGUCCUGCAAGUCAACUAAGGUGGCGCCCAGUGUUGAUUUCGACCACAGCUGUUCGGAUAGCGUGGAGUACCUGACGCUUAACUUCGGCCCGUUUGAGACGGUACACCGCUGGAGAAGACUCCCACCAUGUGAUGAGUUUGUCGGCGCCAGGCGCAGCAAGCACACCGUUGUGGCGUACAGGGAUGCCAUCUACGUGUUUGGAGGGGACAAUGGGAAAAAUAUGCUGAAUGAUUUACUGCGCUUUGAUGUCAAGGACUGCUCUUGGUGUCGAGCCUUCACCACUGGAACUCCACCAGCUCCAAGAUAUCACCACUCAGCAGUGGUCUAUGGCAGCAGCAUGUUUGUCUUUGGGGGCUACACGGGAGAUAUUUAUUCAAAUUCAAACUUGAAAAACAAAAACGACCUUUUUGAGUACAAGUUCGCCACUGGGCAGUGGACCGAGUGGAAAGUGGAGGGAAGCUUGCCAGUGGCCAGAUCUGCACACGGUGCGACAGUUUACAGCGAUAAGCUGUGGAUUUUUGCUGGCUAUGACGGGAACGCCAGGCUGAAUGACAUGUGGACAAUCAGUCUGCAGGAUCGGGAACACGCGUGCUGGGAAGAGAUCGACCAGAGUGGGGAGAUCCCCCCCUCUUGCUGUAACUUCCCUGUCGCCGUAUGCCGGGAUAAGAUGUUUGUGUUCUCCGGUCAGAGCGGAGCCAAAAUCACCAAUAAUCUGUUCCAGUUUGAGUUCAACGGUCACAUGUGGACACGCAUCCCGACGGAACAUUUGCUGCGGGGCUCUCCUCCUCCUCCUCAGAGGCGCUACGGACACACUAUGGUGGCCUUUGACCGCCACCUGUAUGUGUUUGGAGGUGCAGCUGACAACACUCUGCCCAACGAGCUGCACUGUUACGAUGUGGACUCUCAGACCUGGGAGGUGAUCCAGCCCAGUCAAGACAGCGAGAUGCCCAGCGGGAGACUUUUUCAUGCUGCUGCUGUGAUUCAAGAUGCCAUGUACAUUUUCGGAGGGACCGUGGACAACAACGUACGCAGCGGGGAGAUGUACAGAUUCCAGUUCUCAAGCUACCCAAAGUGCACCCUUCACGAGGAUUAUGGCAAACUGUGGGAGAACCGUCAGUUCUGUGACGUGGAGUUUAUUCUGGGCGAGAGAGAGGAGAGAGUCUUGGGCCACAUUGCUAUAGUUACUGCAAGGUGUCAGUGGCUGCGGAAGAAAAUCCUGCAGGCCCGAGACAGGCAGCGUCAGCAGAAGACUAAACGGGAAAGCAGUGAGGAAAGUGAUGAGGGAGCAGCUGGAGGCCCGAGAGAUGUCCCAGCAGGCAACAAGCCAUCAGGCACGCCGCCCCUGCUGGAGGUCUCCAUCCGGGAAGCAGAAGCUCAGCCUUUUGAAGUCUUAAUGCAGUUUCUCUAUACGGACAAGAUUCAGUACCCCCGCAGAGGCCAUGUCCAGGACGUUCUUCUGAUAAUGGAUGUGUACAAACUCGCUCUGAGCUUUAAGCUUUCGCGGCUGGAGCAGCUGUGUGUGCAGUACAUCGAGGCAUCUGUGGAUCUGCAGAACGUUCUCAGCGUUUGUGAGAACGCCAGCAAGCUGCAGCUGGACCAGCUCAAGGAACACUGUCUCAACUUUGUGGUGAAGGAAUCCCACUUUAAUCAGGUGAUCAUGACGAAAGAAUUUGAGCGGCUUUCCACCCAGCUGAUAGUGGAGAUCGUGCGGCGCAAGCAGCAGCCUCCCCCCAGGGUCUACUCGGACCAGCCCGUGGACAUCGGGACCUCCCUGGUCCAGGACAUGAAAGCCUACCUGGAGGGAGGCGGUCUGGAGUUCUGUGACAUUGUUCUGCUGUUAGACGGUCACCCCCGACCUGCACACAAAGCCAUACUGGCGGCUCGAUCCAGUUACUUUGAGGCGAUGUUCCGCUCCUUCAUGCCAGUAGACGGUCAGGUUAACAUAUCCAUUGGUGAAAUGGUCCCAAGCAAGCAGGCUUUUGAGUCCAUGCUGCGCUACAUCUACUACGGUGACGUCAACAUGCCUCCAGAAGAUUCUCUCUAUCUGUUCGCUGCGCCAUAUUACUACGGCUUCUCCAACAACAGGCUCCAGGCUUACUGUAAGCAGAAUCUGGAGAUGAACGUGACUGUGGAGAACGUCCUGCAGAUCCUGGAGGCGGCAGACAAGACGCAGGCUCUGGACAUGAAGAAGCACUGCCUCCACAUUAUUGUCCACCAGUUUAUCAAGGUAUCCAAGCUCCCCAACCUGCGGUCUCUCAGCCAGCUGCUGUUGUUGGACAUCAUUGAGUCUCUAGCUACGCACAUAUCAGACAAACAAUGUGCCGAAAUGGGCUCUGAUAUUUAGGGUGACUCAGAGAGGAGCUCUUUUACUUCAAAUAAGCCAAAAAUCUCCUGCUUAUGUACUUCGAUUCAUUCCUGCUACACCAGAAUUUAUUUGGUUUUAUUUAUGUUUAGAUUUUUUUUUUUUGCCCCUGCAUGUCUCAGACCUGUCCACAAUAAAUGCCUUUGUAUCUACACUGCAUCGCGUGUCUCGCUUUGUGUGUGAGGCAACAGUAAAAACCGACAAAGAAACCAGAACGUGGCUUAAAAAUGUUAAAUACUGUAAAAUAAAUUACAUGCUCUGUCAUUUAUUUUUUUGUACACAAACGUUUUGCAAGCUUGUCCUCUGUUCAGUAUCCAUUGUUUUCAUGCGUUUUACUGCUGAUGCUUGUGGCAGGACGUUCAAAAGGUGUUUCAGGAUCAUUUAGUUCAUCCAAGUGCUGUUUAUGACGGCAAUUGGUAAAUGGAUCAUUUACGCCAGUCUCUGUUCUUCAUUUUGGGUCAUUCUCAUCUGUGACAAAGCCUGUAAUAUGUGAUGGAAGGAUUCAAAAUCAUUAUAUAGAAAUGAUUGGAAUGUGUGUAUCAUUUAUUUUAUGUCCAUGCGUAACAAUGACGUUACAAUACUACCCAAAAAAAUCUACAUUCAUGUGACAGAACAGUGUAGUAGUGACCUUUAUGUUAGCGUUACAAAACAUACGUAUGUCCACAUGGGAUUCAUGUAUUUGAAAGCCUUAAUAAACCACAUAUUGAGUCUGUCA
This is a messenger RNA of Fundulus heteroclitus (mummichog), 3529 nucleotides long. RefSeq names its product leucine-zipper-like transcription regulator 1 (gene lztr1). Gene Ontology annotation, cellular component: Golgi apparatus. Gene Ontology annotation, molecular function: protein binding. The record is from RefSeq and is a predicted model, not a curated record. NCBI's taxonomy places the organism in Eukaryota, Metazoa, Chordata, Actinopteri, Cyprinodontiformes, Fundulidae. The transcript is spliced from 19 exons. The coding region runs from base 451 to 2796 and encodes 781 amino acids.